CUCAGCAAAGCAAUGACUCAGGAUGGUGCUUCUCAGUUCCAAGAAGUCAUUCGGCAAGAACUCGAGUUAUCUGUGAAGAAAGAAUUAGAGAAAAUCCUCACCACAGCCCCAUCGCAUGAGUUUGAGCAUACUAAAAAAGACCUUGAUGGAUUUAGGAAGCUGUUUCACAGAUUUUUGCAAGAAAAGGGACCUUCUGUGGAUUGGGGGAAAAUUCAGAGGCCUCCAGAAGACUCGAUUCAACCCUAUGACAAGAUAAAGGCCCGGGGCUUACCUGACAACAUAGCUUCUGUGCUGAACAAGCUGGUGGUGGUGAAGCUCAAUGGCGGCCUGGGCACCAGCAUGGGCUGCAAGGGGCCCAAAAGCCUGAUAGGGGUGCGGAAUGAGAACACCUUUCUGGAUCUGACCGUUCAGCAAAUUGAACAUUUGAACAAAACCUACAAUACAGAUGUUCCCCUUGUUCUGAUGAACUCCUUUAACACUGAUGAAGAUACCAAAAAAAUACUACAGAAGUACAAUCAUUGUCGGGUGAAGAUCUACACUUUCAAUCAGAGCAGGUACCCAAGGAUUAAUAAGGAAUCUUUACUGCCUGUCGCAAAGGAUGUGUCAUACUCAGGGGAAAACACGGACGCUUGGUAUCCGCCCGGUCACGGCGAUAUCUACGCCAGUUUUUACAACUCGGGUUUGCUCGACACCUUCAUAAGCGAAGGCAAAGAGUAUAUUUUUGUGUCAAACAUAGAUAAUCUGGGUGCCACAGUAGAUCUUUAUAUUCUCAAUCACUUGAUGAACCCUCCCAAUGGGAAGCGCUGUGAAUUCGUCAUGGAAGUCACAAAUAAAACGCGUGCAGAUGUGAAGGGUGGGACGCUCACGCAGUAUGAAGGGAAGCUGAGACUGGUGGAGAUUGCUCAGGUGCCAAAAGCCCACGUUGAUGAGUUCAAGUCUGUAUCCAAGUUCAAGAUCUUCAACACCAACAACCUGUGGAUCUCUCUCGCAGCAGUUAAAAGGCUGCAGGAGCAGAACGCUAUUGACAUGGAAAUCAUUGUGAAUCCUAAGACUUUGGAUGGAGGCCUGAAUGUCAUCCAGUUAGAAACUGCAGUUGGGGCUGCCAUUAAAAGUUUUGAGAAUUCUCUAGGCAUUAAUGUUCCCAGGAGCCGCUUCCUGCCUGUCAAAACCACGUCGGAUCUCUUACUCGUGAUGUCAAACCUCUACAGCCUUAAUGCCGGGUCCUUGACGAUGAGCGAAAAGCGGGAGUUCCCUACAGUGCCCUUGGUGAAACUAGGCAGUUCCUUCACGAAGGUUCAAGAUUAUCUCCGGAGAUUUGAAAGCAUACCAGAUAUGCUUGAAUUGGAUCACCUCACAGUCUCAGGAGAUGUGACAUUUGGCAAGAAUGUUUCAUUAAAGGGAACAGUUAUCAUCAUCGCUAAUCAUGGUGACAGAAUUGAUAUCCCACCUGGAGCCGUGUUAGAAAACAAGAUUGUGUCUGGAAACCUCCGCAUCUUGGACCACUGAAGGGAAAUGCCGUGUGCCCGGUGUACUGACAACGUGCACCAGUGUCCCACAGUGCUGACGUGUUCUCUAGGACUGUAAAAUAGGCAGGUACUUUACUAUGUCACUGUACCCUGCAGAAUUAGUUUUUAAAUAGAGUUUUCUGCAGUAUGCUUUUAGUCUAAGCAAAGCACAGAUGGAAGCAACACUUUCUUCUUUGAAGAGAAUCUGAAAUUUAGUUAAAGUGCAAUAUUGUUUCAUCUUAAAACUGGGGCAGCUCUGCGGGGCGAUUAUAAGAGGUGACAAGAGGUGACGGUGAGGGUCACUGAAUUGCUUGUUCUUUCAGAAAUAAAGCUGUGAAGCAAUA
Elephantulus edwardii (Cape elephant shrew) is the source of this 1849-nucleotide messenger RNA. It is a transcript of the gene UGP2, whose product is annotated as UDP-glucose pyrophosphorylase 2. The record is from RefSeq and is a predicted model, not a curated record. Gene Ontology annotation, cellular component: cytoplasm. The transcript is spliced from 9 exons. The coding region runs from base 13 to 1506 and encodes 497 amino acids. Gene Ontology annotation, molecular function: UTP:glucose-1-phosphate uridylyltransferase activity. NCBI's taxonomy places the organism in Eukaryota, Metazoa, Chordata, Mammalia, Macroscelidea, Macroscelididae. Gene Ontology annotation, biological process: UDP-alpha-D-glucose metabolic process; glycogen metabolic process.